GGCCCGCGGCUGUCUCCCGUGGAGCCGAGGAGCGUGCGCCGGGUCCGGAAGCGCAGCCGCGGGUGGGAGGCGGGUCCCGGCGCUGCCCUCGGAGCCGCCCGGGGCCGAGAUGCGCCGGGCCCGCUGCGCCCUGCUCCCGGGGGCCCUGCCAGGGCGGCGGAGGCAGGGCGGCCCUGCAGGAAUGGGAAGGCUUUGGCUCCGUGGGUAGCCCGCUGAUUUUAUAACCACACAUUGAAACGACUGAGACCAAGAGCCUUGGUUUGAUUUCUCCUACUGAUCAUCUCAGCAUGGGGAGGAUCAGCGUCUCCUGCCUGUUUCCUGCUUCCUGGCAUUUUAGCAUCUCCCCGGUGGGAUGUCCUCGAAUUCUGAACACCAACCUACGCCAGAUUGUCGUCCUUGGCAUCCUGGCUGCUGCUGUUUCCUUGUUAUACUUCUCUGUCGUCAUAAUCCGGCAUAAGUAUGGGCGCUUGUCCCGGGAUAAGAAGUUUCACAGGUAUCUGGCCCGAGUGACAGACAUCGAAGCUACUGACACCAACAACCCGCACAUCAAUUAUGGUAUCGUGGUGGACUGCGGGAGCAGCGGAUCUCGGAUUUUUGUCUAUUGCUGGCCCCGGCACAAUGGCAAUCCUCAUGAUCUGUUGGAUAUCCGACAGAUGAGGGACAAAAACCGAAAGCCGGUGGUCAUGAAAAUAAAACCAGGCAUAUCAGAGUUUGCUACCUCUCCAGAAAAAGUCAGUGAUUAUAUUUCCCCACUUCUGAGUUUUGCUGCAGAACACGUGCCACGGGCCAAACACAAAGAGACCCCUCUCUAUAUCCUCUGUACGGCCGGCAUGAGAAUCCUUCCGGAAAGUCAGCAGAAAGCCAUAUUGGAAGAUCUCCUGACAGACAUCCCAGCACACUUUGACUUUCUGUUCUCCGACUCUCAUGCCGAGGUUAUUUCAGGGAAGCAAGAAGGUGUCUAUGCUUGGAUCGGCAUUAACUUUGUCCUCGGGCGGUUUGAGCACGUUGAAGAUGAUGACGAGGCAGUGGUGGAAGUGAACGUUCCUGGGGGCGAGAGCCAAGCGGCUAUUGUCCGAAAAAGGACAGCGGGUAUUCUGGACAUGGGCGGAGUGUCUACCCAGAUAGCGUACGAAGUUCCCAAAAGUGUAAGCUUUGCCUCCUCACAGCAGGAAGAAGUAGCCAAAAAUUUGCUUGCUGAAUUUAACCUGGGCUGUGAUGUUCAUCGCACUGAGCAUGUGUACAGAGUGUACGUAGCCACCUUCCUUGGCUUUGGUGGGAAUGCAGCCCGGCAGAGGUAUGAAGACAGCUUAUUUACCAGCACCAUGCUAAAGAACAGGCUCCUGAGUAAGCAGACAGGUCUAACUUCUGAUACUCCAUAUCUGGACCCUUGCCUGCCCUUAGACAUUCGGGAUGAGAUUCAGCAGAAUGGGCAAACUAUGUACCUGCGGGGAACUGGGGACUUCACCCUGUGCCGGAAGACUCUCCAACCUUUCAUGAACAAGACAAACGAGACCCAGACUUCCCUCAAUGGGGUCUAUCAGCCUCCAGUUCACUUUGAGAACAGCGAAUUCUAUGGCUUUUCAGAAUUCUACUAUUGCACUGAGGAUGUGUUAAGAAUGGGGGGAGAUUACAAUGCUGCUAAGUUUAUUAAAGCUGCCAAGGAUUAUUGUGCAACAAAGUGGUCCAUCUUGCGGGAACGCUUCGACCAGGGACUGUACGCCUCUCAUGCUGACCUCCAUAGGCUGAAGUAUCAGUGCUUUAAAUCGGCCUGGAUGUACGAGGUGUUCCACAGAGGCUUCUCAUUUCCAGUUAAUUAUAGCAAUUUAAAGACAGCCUUGCAGGUGUAUGACAAGGAGGUGCAGUGGACCCUGGGAGCAAUCCUUUACAGAACCCGGUUCUUACCUUUGAGAGACAUCCAGCAGGAGAACUUCCGGGCCAGCCACACUCACUGGCGAGGCUUCUCCUUUGUCUACAACCACUACCUGUUCUCCGCCUGCUUCCUGGUCGUCCUCUUAUCCAUCCUGCUGUAUGUGCUGCGCCUGCGGAGGAUUCACCGGCGCAUGCUGUGGAGCAGCUCGGCGGCCUCCCUCUGGAUGGAGGAAGGACUUCCGCCCCAGAAGAUGGCUGGAGCCUUGUGAGCCGGGGCUCGUGUGAGGGCCCGGGGAGACUCAGAAAAGAAAAAGCCAUUUUUGCCUCAGGGGUUCUUCUCAUUUCUCCCUCUUUCUUUCCUUCCCAUUUGGUUCCUUCAAAUAACAACAUUUUUUAAAAGACCUGCUUUCCCGGCAGUGUGGUGUUCGCUUAUUUUUGGAAACUGCUGAGAAACGGGAAAGGCACUCGGUGUAAAUAGAACCUCCCAGCUAGACAUCCUAGGGGCUUUCCUCUUUAAGCAGUUGGUCACAUAAACGCACUCUCAUAUUUGGGGCGGGGGCAGGCCGAGAGGAGCACCUCGGGAUGAAGAGGGGCUCUAAGAACCACAAAGUCUUAUUGACUGAAGAGCUGAUUCCUCUUCCUUUGUUGUGCAGUGAGCUCCUCAGCCCAGCUAGGGGAGUGGGUGUGUGUUUGUAUUUAUUUUUCAGGCUCACUGCUCUGAGAUUUCAUUAAAAUGUUUUAAAAUCCCAAGCCAUGCAAAUAGAAGACAGACCAGGGUGGGGCUGACAGGCUUUAAAAGUGGUAGUGAAGAAACCUAUAAAAUGUGAAAUGUGGAUUGUCUCUGUGUGUAUAUGGGGUGUGUGAGAGCACGUGUAUGUGUGUGCAUGUCUAUAUGAUGUGUGCGUACAAAAUUAUGAUGAGUUUGAGUGAGGAUAAAGAAAGCCUGUCCCUUCCCAGCUAGGAUUCUUUUUCAAAAACAAAAGAAAACAAACUUGAACACUUUUGCUUGGUUUGCAUUGAGGGGAGUCUCCUGUCCGUACCACCCCCCCCACCCCGCCCCCCUCAGUGAGAAGCUGACAAAGGUCGAUAGCCCCUUCCUCCCUCCUAUCUCCAUGUCCUGGGAACCCUUUCAGUGUGGACACUGCACAGUGAGGUGGUUCAUCCCAGGGACGCUGUGUAUUAGAGCGCUCCUCUGUUGGUCUGUUUUCUUUGGCCUAGCUCAUUCUUUUUUCCAGUUUCCUCCUUUAAAUGGACACCUUGAGACUUGACCAAAAGUGGUACUCCCAAGGACCAUAUUUUUGUAGAGGGGAAGCAUCAGCUGGUGGGGAGCUCUCCCCCGGUGUGAUGAGGCUACAUCAGCAAAGCUCUUAUAAAAACCCAGACAGAGAGGGGAGUGUUAUGUAUUGGCUUAGAGUAAUGCUUCCACGGUUCAGGUGCUUCAGACAUUCAGAGAAAAAAAUAUAUUUUAAGGAAAACCAAAUUAAAGCCCAGGGGUGUGGGGUGCAUUCCCAACCACGGCAUUCUAGUUGUAGAGGCUUUGACUGUGUGAGACAGCUCACUGGGAUCAUCUCGCCCUGAGGUUUGGUCCCUGCCCAGGGUCAAGAGCCUCCUUUUGUGCUGUUCAUGGCAGCUGGCCCAGAGGAGGGCCAUCGGCAGGCAGCACAUCGCUGUUUCCAGUGUCGUUGCUAGCUUUUCCUUUCCAUGAGUUUAAAGUAGGCCGCAGGGAUGGAAUUUGCCAGUCGGGCUGUUUGCCCAGCAGUUUGAUAACACUGUUAAGUCAGAUUUCCUUAAAUACUCUGUUGUCCAAAACACUGUGAUGAAAUACCACAAAGGACAAAGUUCCCUUCCUGAUAUAAAUUCUCCAAAGAUGGAAGUCCCCAAAAUGCAAAAAUUACUGGAACGUUCCCCACUCCAAGGUGAAAGGUUGGUGAUUGCUGGGGCAGUGUGUACUGGAGAGACCUCAGGGGUACUUCCCUGUGGUACCUUCAGAUCUGACUUCUGAAAUGUGGAUGCACCUUUGGACCUUUGGCCCCUGGGGCGCAGUCUUCCUGGGCAGGGAGCGGUGGGAUGAGCAGACCAGCUUGAAAGAAGGUGGUCCCCAGGGCUGGAGCUCAAUCCAGAUGCGGCCACAGCCUGCCUGCUUUUUGGUAUCAAUAGUGUCUGGACCUUGGGGCUUCACUCUCCCACAGACCAGCAGGCUAUGCCAUGGAAUGCACUUGCCAGUGAAAGCUGAGCUAGAGCCUUCUGGUCCUUUAGCUGUGAAAACCCUGGCAGGGCAGGCUUCCAAGAUGAACACAACUUGUAUUGGAGUCUCCUUUUAUCAGGAAGGGCCCAGGUGGGGCCUCUGUGCUUUGCCUAGAUCCAGCUGAGGGUGGGAAGUUGGGCCCAAGUCACCCAACAUUCUCAUGCCCUCCUCCUCCCCUUCAGAGAGGUGAACACAAAGACAAUUGAUAGGCUAGAGAGAAAUGUUAUUUCCUCCUGGGUUUCACUAACUUUGCUCCUUGGAAAUUUUCAAGAUGAAUUUUCUAAGAAGCCAGAAAGCAAUAGAAAAAAGGGAUUUAUUUACUUCUAGUGAAAAAAAAAUUUUUAAAUCAGAUGUAAUAUUGUGAUUGGAAAUUUUGUUAUCAAUUCACUUGUGCCAGAUAGGAAAUAGCAUUACAUUCCAAUGUUUUUUAGCAUUACAGGUAGAAGUAAUACCCAUUGCCUUCCAUGGACCUAACUCAGAUUGCAAAAAAAAAAAAGAAAAAAAUUCUAAUCAUUAAAUCACUCAUUAUGUCUGACUGGUCCAAGGCUGGUGAAUGUCACACUAUAAGUCCCUGCUGUGUUUUUUUUUUUUUAUGACUCUUUGUGGUCAUCAGGCUAUUUGCAAACAUUUUGAGUUUCUGGUCCACGUAGCUAUGGGUUUUGCUUGUUAAGAAAUGUAAUUUUCUUGUAGAAAUUUCCAACAUUCAUUCACAGAAACCUUCGGGUCGCUUCCCACCAUGCUGGGUCAGAAGGAGGACUGGUAGUAGGCCCAGUUCUGCAGAAUAAAAGGCAGGCCAAGCAGGGAGGAGCGGAGUUCAGUAGGAGGAGGAUGAUGUCAGCCGAGGACCUCGGACCUGUGCAACCUUGAAGAACAAUGACCUGCUUUCAGUCCUGUUGUGGAGAGCCCCUCUGUGAAUGCAGCUCUGAAGCCUCUGAGCCACACUAAGAGGGUUCGCUUUAUUUUCAGACCCUGGGGGAGGCAUUGUGAAUGUUGAAUGUUGCAAUGUAGUGACAGAUUUAUAAAGUGAGGAGAUGACAUUUUUUUCCCUCUGACCUGCUGACUGUGGUGUACUCACAUUUCAAAAUCAGGCCCACAUAAAACAAUUUAGGGUACAAGGAGUGUCACUUAGAGACUAAGUGACAAAAAUGGGUUUUCAAGAUGUUCUUAAAAACAGCUCCAUCUUUGUGUUGUGGUUAACAUUCAAUGCUGUGAAAGUGCGUUAGGUAUUCGGCUAUGGCCGUGGCUUGGGACGUUUGGUACUAAUGUGGCCUUCUGGCUAUUGAUGGCAAGUGAUGUGACCAACGAAGGAGAAUUCUGGGACCUAUUGCUGAAAUGACAGGGUUUUACUGCAGGGGAUUGCAGAAAAUGAGGGAAUGUGUUUAAAUUAAGCUUGCAUUUUAUCAAAUUCAUAUUUCCUUUCAAAGCUGGUAGACCUUGUUUUGGAAAACUUGGAGGUGGACAAUCUCCACCAAAUCCGUCUCCUUUCAUUUUCCAUUUUGUAGCAGCCCCAUGUUGGCAUGCGUGAGUGGACGAUGCUGAGAAUAAAGUAGAAAUUCAUAACAUUA
Messenger RNA from Trichosurus vulpecula (common brushtail), 5679 nucleotides. RefSeq names its product ectonucleoside triphosphate diphosphohydrolase 4 (gene ENTPD4). The record is from RefSeq and is a predicted model, not a curated record. The transcript is spliced from 13 exons. Gene Ontology annotation, molecular function: nucleoside diphosphate phosphatase activity. Gene Ontology annotation, cellular component: membrane. The coding region runs from base 288 to 2138 and encodes 616 amino acids. Lineage: Eukaryota; Metazoa; Chordata; Mammalia; Diprotodontia; Phalangeridae. Gene Ontology annotation, biological process: nucleoside diphosphate catabolic process.